Ostreococcus lucimarinus CCE9901 is the source of this 2279-nucleotide messenger RNA. RefSeq lists its product with no specific name. The record is from RefSeq and is a predicted model, not a curated record. Gene Ontology annotation, biological process: DNA topological change. The transcript has a single exon. Lineage: Eukaryota; Viridiplantae; Chlorophyta; Mamiellophyceae; Mamiellales; Bathycoccaceae. Bases 288 to 2276 code for a protein of 662 amino acids. Gene Ontology annotation, molecular function: DNA topoisomerase type II (double strand cut, ATP-hydrolyzing) activity; DNA binding; ATP binding.
GGCCGUCGAUGCGCGCGACGCCGGCGACGUCGAGCGCGACGAGAUCGUCGACGACGACGCGCGCGCGGGCGACGAGGACGACGCGAGCGAACGCGCGGGCGCGGGGCGCGCGAGACAUGGGACGCGCGCGCGCGGUGAUGCGGGGACUGGGACGGGCGCGCGCGGUGAUGCGGGGCGCGGUGGGCGCGGGAGGAGGCGCGCGGACGGCGACGAUCGAUGGGACGCGCGCGAACGGGCGAGGAUGGCGCGAGACGGCGGCGAGCGCGAGCGCGAACGCGGUCGCGGGGAUGCGGCGGGACGCGAGAGCGCGAGCGGCGAGCGCGUCGACGGCGGCGUCGGGACGCGAAAGCGGGGACUACGACGCGGGAUCGAUUCAGGUGUUACAGGGGUUAGAGCCCGUUCGCAAGCGGCCGGGAAUGUACAUCGGGAGCACGUCUACGAAAGGUUUGCACCACUUGGUGUGGGAGGUGUUGGAUAACUCCGUGGACGAAGUCCAAGCCGGGCACGCGAGUCACGUCCGAGUGGUCGUGGAAGAAAAUGGAUUCGUCAGCGUCGUGGACGACGGGCGUGGGAUUCCCACGGACGUGCACCCGGUCACGGGGAAGAGCUCGUUGGAGACGGUGCUGACGAUUUUGCACGCCGGUGGUAAGUUUGGCGGCGACAGUAGUGGUUACCACGUAUCCGGCGGUCUUCACGGGGUGGGUAUUUCCGUCGUGAACGCACUCUCCGAACUCGUCGAGGUCACGGUUUGGCGUAAUGGUAACGAGUACAUACAGUCGUUCUCCAGGGGAAUCGCUCUCGGACCGAUGCAAGAGAAGAAGCAAGACGGCUCCGGGCAAAAGAAAGGGACGAUGAUUCGUUUCAAGCCCGACGAUCAGAUCUUUGACAAAGUGAAGUUUGAUCCGACCAUCAUUCGAACGAGAAUGAAGGAAUUGGCCUUCUUGAACAGCGGAACUGAGUUACAUUUGCGGACGUUUGACAAGAAGACGAAGGAGUACGAAGACGAAAAGCUCCUCUUCGCAGAGGGAUUGAAGGAUUACGUGUUAGACCUUACAUCGGAUGCGACGCGUUUGCAUGAACCGAUCACGUUCAGUGGUACCAUGGACGGCGUUCGCGUCGAAGGAGCUCUUUGCUGGACUGCAGAUUCGUACUCUGACACGCUUUUGGGUUACGCGAAUAGUAUCCGAACGACCGAUGGCGGUACGCACCUCGACGGCUUGAAGUAUUCCCUCACGAAAACGCUCAAUGUCGUGAGUCGCAAAGCGAAACUUUUGAAAGACUCCGAUCCUAAUCUCGGUGGUGAUCACAUUCGCGAAGGUUUAUCCGGUGUCAUCGCAGUUUGGGUGCCCGAGCCUGAAUUUGAAGGUCAGACGAAAACACGUUUGGGUAACAGUGAGGUUCGCAGGAUCGUUGAAAAUAUCGCCAACGAUGCCGUGGCCGGUCAUAUGGAGUUUAAUCCGAGUGUUUUGAAGUCUAUUUUCGCAAAGGCUCAGUCAGCCUUCAAGGCUGCCGAAGCCGCGAAGCGUGCGCGAGAGAUGGUUCGCCGAAAGACGGUGCUGACGUCCAACCGCCUACCGGGGAAGCUGUCCGAUUGUUCUUCGUCCGACGCUGAUCAAACCGAAAUCUUCUUAGUCGAAGGUGACUCAGCUGGUGGAAGCUGUAAGCAAGGUCGGGAUCGCGGCUUCCAGGCCGUCUUGCCUCUACGAGGGAAGAUUAUGAACGUUGAGCGCAAACUUGACGCCGCCGCGCUGUACAAGAAUACCGAAAUCACUAAUAUGAUUUCAGCCCUGGGCUUGGGAGGUAUGGGAGAAGAUCUGGACACGACCGCUCUUCGGUACUCCAAGAUCAUCAUCCUCACCGAUGCCGACGUCGACGGUGCGCACAUCCGAACGUUGCUGCUUACGUUCUUGUACCGCUAUCAGCGAGAUUUGUUUGAGAAAGGAUACGUGUACGCCGCCGUCCCACCUCUGUAUAAAGUCGUGGUGGGUAAGAAAGAAACGUACUGCUAUGAUGAAGAUGAUCUUCAAGAAGUUCUCGUUUCUUUACCCGAGGGUGGGGCGAAGCACAUCCAGCGCUUUAAAGGUCUCGGAGAAAUGAUGCCAGAGCAACUCUGGUCGACGACUUUAAACCCGAAGACUCGCGUUUUGAAGCGUUUAACCGUAGACGACGCGUCCGCGGCAAAUCAUAUGUUUUCUACGCUCAUGUCUAAGGAUGUCGAGCCGAGAAGAAAACUCAUCACAGACGAAGGUUCGACGCUAGCGUCGAUCGACAUAUAAUUC